AUGGCUUCCCGCAGCGCUGAAAUUUCAAUCGAUGUAGAAUCUCAAAAUGAUAAAAAAGUGCCUGAAAUCAAAGUUAUUCGUAGAAAUCCACUACCAAUAAAGUUCAUAACGGAUAUCGCGAAAUAUUUACAAUGUCUUAAAAAAAAUGUAAAAAUGGACGAAACAUUGCCAAUGAUCCAUGAAAAACUAUACCAGGUAUACGAUCCGAUGCAGAUGAAACUAUACUUGAGUCACUGUGGUAAGCAUCUGCUACGUAUUGGCAAGUUACGAGAUUCCAUACGCUUCCUGGAGGCGGCUCAUGCCGUCGAGCCGGACACUGCAGCGGACGAUAUACAGCAGGAGAUAAUUCAGCUACUAAACGAAGCCUAUAGCAAUUUGGGACAAUUUCGCACCGAAUUAAACGUUCUAUGGUGGGAACGAGAUCUGUUCGGGACCAACGACAGUAGGGCCAUCUCAUGUGAAUCUAAGGACGGAAUGCUAAUAAGCAAACGUGACUUCAACAGGGGAGAUUUCGUGUUCAUUGAUAAACCUUUAGUUGGCUAUGUCCAGGAUUCCAGGAUGCAGUGCAAUAAUUGUACGCUCAAAAUAUUAUACACAAUUCCCUGUACGCGGUGUUGUGCGGUGUUUUACUGUAGUGUAGAAUGCCAGCAAACUGAUAUUCAUUACCACCAGUAUGAGUGCCGGGGAUUUCAGUUGCAGUAUCCUCCCUUGAAGAAACAUGUGUUAACACUACGGAUGCUAGUGAAGGCUUUGGAUGUAUUGCAGCAAAACCUAUUGGUACGCAAGCGCUCGUUUGAGGAACCUCACACGGUACAGCAACUUUGGGAUGUUUUGCUUGAAAAUCAUACACAUUCGGCAGAUUUUCUGCAAGUCUUCCAAGCGCUUACAUGUGAUCACUUCUCAGACGAAAGGAAAGUUUGUCACACUCUAGUUCAAACGGUCCCACAACUGUUGUACUUGAUAUUGGAGGAUAUGAAGCUGCUGGAACAUUAUAAGCACUGUUGGACACCUUUUCCACUUCAUUUGCGUCACGCGUUCGUGGAGAGCGUCCUGUUACGCUUGUUAUGCCUUACGGAAUCACAAGCGUGUUGUUUUAAGUACGAGCUGGCAUUUGACAAAACCGAUUAUGACGAAAUGGUACACACGACAGGUGCUAGAUCGUUGGAUUGUAGGUCCUUUUCCGAGUCAAGUGUAGCGAAGCGAAAUCAGUACUUUGGAUUGUAUCGGUUCCAGACCGAGAUGAAAUCUUCUUGCACUGAUUACAAUACUGUCACCAUAUUAUUGGACCAUGGCGCGGUCGCGAUUCGUGCGGUGGAUGGAAUCAAGAAGGGUGAUACUUUAAUUUUCAUGAAAGGUGCACCUAAACAUACAGAUCCUAUCAAUGUAAUUUCAUUAACCACUUCUGAUGUUCAGGUGCUCUCGUACAAUGAUGUAUUCACCGAAAAGAUCAGAUUGAAAGAUCUAAUUGCAAUCUGGUUACAAUUUAUAACGAGUAAGGCAAAGAUAUUUACGGAAGAUCACUUUGUAGGCCUUCUGUUAUUUUUCGACCGUUUCAUAUCCAGGUACCAGAAUGUACCGAAAAGACCUCUAUGCAUCGCUAUACUGUUCAAAAGAAUAAGUAUGCUGGAACAAAUAUACCACGAAGCUAGACUGAUUCCGCUGGUGCUGAUGCAAGAUAUGUGGAUGGUGCGGCUAAUGUACCGUUAUAUUAAAUUGCGUGCCAUAAAAAGAGAAAAUAUGGAAAAUUUUAUUAGUUACCUGUAUGAUACGUAUUACCAAGAUUAA
Molecule: messenger RNA, 1785 nt
Organism: Anopheles marshallii
Lineage: Eukaryota; Metazoa; Arthropoda; Insecta; Diptera; Culicidae
Exons: 8
Coding region: 1-1785 (594 amino acids)
Source: RefSeq, a predicted model, not a curated record